CCUUUCACUUAAGGAACAAAAGCAUCUCCCAAGGGAGCUUUGUCCAACAGAGAAAGCGAUAAUUGGUUAUGAAUACACAAUUGUUGUUCCUUAGCUACUCUGUUUAGAGUAGAAUCUGUCAGAGAACUACGUCUGGAGCUCGGUUAAUUCUUCUCGAGAACAUGGCUGUAAAGACGGUAAAACUUGCUCCAGCAGAUGAAAGAUUCAAGCGAGAGUUUCCUAAAAUUUGGGAAUACAGGUAUGGCGACCGCAAAGAGCUGUCGCAUUGGUCGAAACAUGAACUACCAUUAAUUCAACUGAUCGGCAAACUGGACACAGAUCACUGGACAAAACUAAAGCGAAGGCAUCAGACGUUCUAUACUUCCAUGGAUCCUCGCUCAAAACUCAACCAGACAUCAGUCAACGAUCUUCCCAAACCACACGGUGGAAUACAGCAACACUAUUAUGACCAGAGCAGGAAUAGAGCGGAACACUUACUUCAAGAGGGUAGAACCAUGUACAGCUUACCAGACGUCCAUUUUACUGGCAACAGGAAUAAAACUGCACGAAGACAGCCAUCUAUAUAUAACCAACACGCUAAGAAUGGCUUUAAAUUCUGGAUGGAAGGAGACCCUAAUGUUAACAAGAUAUCUUUUUGUUCCAAGUAUACAUUUGGUUCGAAGUACACGAUACAUGGACUUGGCAAUGCACCUCGUAACUAGAUUGUCAUAGGAAACAACUGAUAUUAGUGAUUAAAGAGUCUGACUGAGGCAUCACCUCGUUGGUGUGUGAAUACUAAAGAACUGAACCAACUGUUACUUUAUUGACGUCUUCGUAAAUUUACUACUAUUUUAUCGUAUGUUUUAUCUACAUUUUUACGCGAAGAUUAAAACAACCUUUUAUAAUGUUUGAUACAGAUUUAGUACGUUUAAUGCUAAGCAGCGUAUUGGUAUAUAUCAUAUCACUGUCUUAAUAGUGGUUUAUAUCUUGAUAGUGGCGAUGACCGCGGAAUUCUAGAAGAAAAUAAAACAGACGAUAGAAAAAUAA
Messenger RNA from Actinia tenebrosa (Australian red waratah sea anemone), 1026 nucleotides. RefSeq lists its product as uncharacterized. Lineage: Eukaryota; Metazoa; Cnidaria; Anthozoa; Actiniaria; Actiniidae. The record is from RefSeq and is a predicted model, not a curated record.